Messenger RNA from Fukomys damarensis (Damara mole-rat), 483 nucleotides. RefSeq names its product SEC61 translocon subunit gamma (gene Sec61g). Gene Ontology annotation, cellular component: Ssh1 translocon complex; membrane. Gene Ontology annotation, molecular function: transmembrane protein transporter activity. NCBI's taxonomy places the organism in Eukaryota, Metazoa, Chordata, Mammalia, Rodentia, Bathyergidae. Bases 109 to 315 code for a protein of 68 amino acids. The record is from RefSeq and is a predicted model, not a curated record. The transcript is spliced from 4 exons. Gene Ontology annotation, biological process: protein targeting; post-translational protein targeting to membrane, translocation.
GGAGAGGGGGCGGGCUUGCGGGAGGACCGGUUUCCGGCUCCGGUGGGUAUUCGAUUUAGCUUUGUGCUACGUGUCCCUGGGAUCUGUGGUGGCGACCGGCAGGCAAGCAUGGAUCAGGUAAUGCAGUUUGUUGAGCCAAGCCGGCAGUUUGUGAAGGACUCAAUUAGGCUGGUUAAAAGAUGCACCAAACCUGACAGAAAAGAAUUCCAGAAGAUUGCCAUGGCAACAGCAAUAGGAUUCGCUAUCAUGGGAUUCAUUGGCUUCUUUGUGAAAUUGAUCCACAUCCCCAUUAACAAUAUCAUUGUGGGUGGCUGAACAUCUUUUAGAAGAAUGUUUUUCUUCUUGGCAUCUUAGGGGCUGAAGAAGCUCAUGAAGUAAAAAUUUGCCUAUGUGCUUUGUGUUUUUCUUUUUCUUGUCCCCUGUUAAUGUGUUUUCUAUUUGUCAAUUAAAAUAAUUUCAGAAUAAACAAAUUUCUCUUAAGAU